This is a messenger RNA of Eucalyptus grandis, 1020 nucleotides long. RefSeq names its product casparian strip membrane protein 1. The record is from RefSeq and is a predicted model, not a curated record. Lineage: Eukaryota; Viridiplantae; Streptophyta; Magnoliopsida; Myrtales; Myrtaceae. The transcript is spliced from 3 exons. Bases 140 to 748 code for a protein of 202 amino acids.
UGCGUUCUCAUCACACAAUCCAAGUUUGCCCACCUCUUCUUAGCUCACUCAGAUCAUCUGCCUAAAGCUUGAGUUUGCCCUCGGACGAAGUUCAUUCCAAUCCUUCCGUGUCUCCCUUACAAGAAAGAAAGGAGAGAAGAUGAAGAGCGGCGAGGGAUUCUCGAUCGAGGUCCAGGAGACGAGCGCCGCCGCCAAAGGGAAAGCGCCGCUCAUCCCGGCGCCUCUACCGCCCCCGAGGCCUGAGGGAUGGGGGAAAGGGAUCGCCAUCCUCGACCUCAUCUUGAGGAUAUGCGCCGUCGUGGCCACCCUCGCCUCCACCGCCGCCAUGGGGACGAGCGAAGAGACGCUCCCCUUCUUCACUCAGUUCUUUCAGUUCCAAGCCAGCUACGACGAUCUCCCUACUCUUCAGUUUUUCGUGAUUGCGAUGGCAUUAGUUGGUGGUUAUUUGGUGCUUUCAAUCCCCUUCUCCAUCGUCACAAUCAUUCGCCCUCGUGCCGUCGGACCCCGGUUUCUCCUCCUCAUCCUGGACACGGUGGCUCUAACUCUGGCCACCUCCGCCGGCGCGGCGGCAGCCGCCAUAGUCUACCUGGCGCACAACGGCAACCUGAACACAAAUUGGCUGGCCAUCUGCCAGCAAUUUGGUGAUUUCUGCCAGAAGGUGAGCGGGUCGGUGGUAGGCUCCUUCAUCGCCGUCGUCCUGCUCAUGGUGCUUGUCGUGCUUUCCGCCAUGGCUCUCCGAAGGAUCUGACGACCAGCUACAUACAUCGUCGCAGCAUUUCCUUUCGCUCUUUUCCAUUUGUGAUUUGUGUGGUCUGUGUUUUGCCGUAAAUUUCACGUUCGAGCCCGAGAUUAGUCCUCGAGCGACGCACGAGGUGGCUUGCCAAAGAGGGUGCAAUUCGAAUUGUAUACAGAGUUAAAAAGACAUUCUUAAGUGUAUGAAGUUGUGUUGAAUUGAAUGGGGAAACUUAUGGUUGGCUAAUGUAAUGUUUCGGUUGCAUGCGUCGGCAAAUUCUUUAUCUA